Messenger RNA from Caenorhabditis remanei, 1749 nucleotides. RefSeq lists its product as uncharacterized. Gene Ontology annotation, biological process: protein N-linked glycosylation. The transcript is spliced from 8 exons. Lineage: Eukaryota; Metazoa; Nematoda; Chromadorea; Rhabditida; Rhabditidae. Gene Ontology annotation, cellular component: endoplasmic reticulum membrane. The coding region runs from base 1 to 1749 and encodes 582 amino acids. The record is from RefSeq and is a predicted model, not a curated record. Gene Ontology annotation, molecular function: alpha-1,2-mannosyltransferase activity.
AUGACCACGAGACAAAGGAGAGGAGGCACAUCUAAAACCUCAAUAAGUGAAAAAGAACCGGCAGAAUCUGGCGGAGACAUCAAAGCCGAAUGUCCUGAUACUUACCGUUGUCCCAUGUUUUUGGCGUUAUUUCUGGUUCGCUUAUUGGGAGCGUGUAGUCAGAUUAUCAACGACUGUGAUGAAGUUUACAACUAUUGGGAGCCCUUGCAUUUGUUCCUUUACGAAGAAGGAUUUCAAACAUGGGAAUAUUCUCCAAUUUAUGCCAUAAGAUCAUACUUCUACAUCUACCUUCAUUAUAUUCCUAUCGUUUGUUUGGAUCACACAAGAUUUUCAAAAGCUACCGUCUUCUUAUUAGUUCGUGGAUUUCUAGCAAUCUUCUGUUGUCUGGGAGAAUUAUAUGCUUACAAAGCUAUUGCCAAAAACAUCAGGACUGGGAGAGUCUUCUUCAUUUUCACCAUGUUUUCAUCUGGAGUAUUCCAAGCAAGCCCUGCAUUUUUGCCAUCGUCUUUUUGUAUGACUCUUACUUACUUUACACUUGGAGCGUUUCUGAACGAGAGAUGGACCCUUGGCAUAUUUUGUGUCGCAUUUUCCACUUUGGUUGGCUGGCCAUUCGUUGCUGUUCUCGGAUUACCAUUUGUCGUGCUCAUGCUCUACGUUAAAGACUUGAAGUUCGAGUUCAUUGUUACUUCACUUCUUUUAGGAUCGAGUACUGCCCUUGUUCAAUUCUUAACUGACUCUUAUUAUUUCGGGAAACCAGUUGUUGCAUCGUUGAACAUUGUCCUCUACAACGUAUUGAGUGGUCCGGGACCUUCAUUGUACGGAGAAGAGUCUAUCAUAUUUUAUAUCAAGAAUCUGAUUCUCAACUGGAAUGUCGCUAUUUUUGCUUUUUUCGCAGGCGUACCACUCUCUUUCAUCGCAAUUCGAAAAGCAUUAAAAGAAGGAAAAUUGUCUACCUUCCUCGAAACCAAUACAUCAGUCAUUCUGUUAGCAGUGAGUGCAGCCUUAUGGAUGGUGAUUUUCGGAGCACAAGCACACAAAGAAGAACGAUUCUUAUUCCCCAUCUAUCCACUGAUCGCUUUCAUAGCCGCAAUCGUUUAUGAGCAUGUUUACGACCAGUGGCUCAAUCGUAUUUCAUUCAAAAAUGUCUUGAUCUGCUUCUUCUUUGGGAGUUUCGUACUGCUCUCUGCGUCCAGAUCCUUCUCAGUUUACCGAAACUAUAGCGGACAUGUUAAUAUCUACAGUUCUCUAAACGAAGAACUGGGUAAUACCGAGUUUUCAAGUGACACUGUUAACAGGGUUUGCGUUGGCAAAGAGUGGCACCGAUUCCCUUCUUCAUUCUUCAUUCCGAAAAUGGACCAUUCCGGACGGAAAGUUGAGUUCCACUUUUUGCAAAGUGAAUUUCGUGGACUUCUCCCAAAACCAUUCAAACGAGGCUAUAGUCGUAUUGAUUCAACCAGACACGAGCCUACAGAAAUGAACAAUUUGAAUAAAGAAGAGGUCUCAAGAUACGUUGAUUUGGAUUCCUGUAACUAUGUGAUCGACGUGGAUAUGUCAUCUACUGAGUUUGAGCCUAAUUUUAGAAACAUGUCAGACAAGUGGAUGGUUUUAGCCUCACACCCAUUUAUCGAUGUAUCUAAGUCUAGCGGGUUCGCCGGAUUGUUGCGUGCUUUCUACAUUCCAUAUUUUUCGGAAAAAGUCAACAAGAUGACUACGUAUACGCUCUAUCGAAGAAUUAUCAUCGAGAAAUGA